UAACACUUUAGUUUUCGAAUAAAGACUAUUAGUAACGGGCGCGGGCGCUUAGAUAAAAGUUGCGUUUUAAGCUCAACUGGAUUUAUAGAUUAAAUACUUAAACUUGAGUAGUUCAAAGUGUGGAAAAGUAUAGCUUUUGAAAGUAAAAGAGGCAGCAGUUAGUGAAUUGAACAAAUAAAAAAUAAAAAUAUAAAAUAACACGGCUGCAAAAGGUGUGUCUACCAGUCAUCGGGUCGUAAAACUAGUUUUGACUGCAGCAGCAAAACAACAACAAAAAUGCUGUACGAACGUCAAACUUCUGAAAAGCCGACGCGAGUCGACGGCUCUUCAUACAUUGCCGAGGGCAUUGACAAGAAAGAGGCUGGCAAUACUUGUCUACUUUAUUCGCUAAAAGACCAGAGUAGCGGCUCGCUUGCCAAGAGUUUGAAAAUCUUCACGGCGCACAAUGUCAAUUUGCUGCACAUCGAAUCUCGUUCAUCGGUGCGUGUGCCUGGCUACGAGUUCUUCGUGGAAUGCGACACCACAUCGGGGGCACUCGGCAAGGCCAUCGACGAAUUGCGUCAAGAGUGCAGUUACUUCAAUAUCAUUUCGCGCGAUUACAAGGACAACAACUCGGCGGUGCCAUGGUUUCCGCGCAGAAUACGCGAUCUCGAUCGUUUCGCCAAUCAAAUUCUGAGUUAUGGUUCGGAGUUGGACGCCGAUCAUCCUGGAUUUACUGAUCCCGUCUACCGCGCAAGGAGAAAGUACUUCGCAGACAUUGCGUACAACUACAAACAUGGCGAGCCAUUGCCAUGCGUCGACUACACCAAGGAAGAGAUUGAUACCUGGGGAAUAAUUUUCAGGAAUCUUACGAAACUGUAUAAGACACAUGCGUGUCGCGAAUAUAACCACGUCUUUCCUUUGUUGGUGGAUAACUGUGGUUUUAGAGAGGACAACAUACCACAAUUGGAAGAUGUUUCGAACUUUUUGAGGGAUUGUACCGGUUUCACUUUGCGUCCUGUUGCUGGCUUACUUUCUUCCCGGGAUUUUCUUGCUGGUCUCGCUUUCCGCGUCUUUCACUCCACUCAAUACAUCCGCCAUCCCAGCAAACCGAUGUACACACCCGAGCCCGAUGUGUGCCACGAGCUUUUGGGUCAUGUGCCGCUAUUUGCGGAUCCAGCAUUCGCGCAAUUCAGUCAAGAAAUCGGUUUAGCCUCGCUGGGAGCACCCGAUGACUAUAUCGAGAAGCUUGCGACGAUCUUUUGGUUCACCGUGGAAUAUGGCAUGUGCCGCCAAGAUGGCGAUUUAAAAGCCUACGGUGCUGGGCUACUAUCUUCAUACGGAGAACUGGAAUACUGCCUUUCCGAUAAACCAGAAUUGAGGGACUUCGAUCCAGAGGUCACUGGCGUUACAAAAUAUCCAAUCACACAAUUCCAGGAGGUCUACUAUGUUUCGGAGAGUUUCGAGAGCGCUAAGGAGAAGACCAUCAAAUUUGCCAAUUCUAUUCCACGUCCGUUCGGUGUACGCUACAAUCCUUACACCCAGAGUAUCGAAGUGUUGGAUUCCAAGAAACAGAUACGCAAUUUGAUGGACGACAUCAACUCAGAGUUUCAGAUACUUCAGAAUGCGGUCGAGAAGUUGAAAGUAUGAAACUAUUUACAUAUAACUCUAAAUUAUAAAAA
This is a messenger RNA of Rhagoletis zephyria (snowberry fruit fly), 1661 nucleotides long. RefSeq names its product phenylalanine hydroxylase (gene Hn). The record is from RefSeq and is a predicted model, not a curated record. NCBI's taxonomy places the organism in Eukaryota, Metazoa, Arthropoda, Insecta, Diptera, Tephritidae. Gene Ontology annotation, molecular function: phenylalanine 4-monooxygenase activity; iron ion binding. Gene Ontology annotation, biological process: L-phenylalanine catabolic process; L-tyrosine biosynthetic process.